AAACAACAAAAAACCCCCAAACAAUAAACAUCCAGCAGAUACAAUUUAAAUGUUUUUGCCACCUUUUGGGGUGUGUGUGUGGCAGUGUUGGGGAUUGGACCAGUACUUUUGCAUGUUACACAAGUGUCGUUUACAUAUAUCCCAACCCGGAUACUAGGUGUUAUAAAAGGAUCCAAAGGGGGGCUAGCGAGAGAGCUCAACUGUUCAGAGCACUGGCUGCUCUUCCAGAGAUCUCAGGUUUGAUUCCCCGCACCCACAUCUGUAGCUCCAGUCCCAGGGGAUCUGACACCCUCUUCUGGCCUCUGCUGGCACUUUAUACAUGAAGUCCACAGGCAUACACCCAUACACGUAAAACUAAAAGGGUAAACUUUAAAUAUUAAAAAAGUAUUCAAAGCAAAGAAAACGGCAAUUAAUGUAAAACCAACCCAAAUAAUGAACAGGUAUCUAGGUAGCCUAGUUUAGCUGGGGCCUGGAAAAGAACAGAUCGGGUUUACUGGAGCACCCUGUGGAAACAUGAUGCCUCUCCAGUCACACUCUCUUGGCUUCCUGCUCCCACACGUGUGCCUGCUGGGAGACUGUCCAAAGGCUGUUACUAAUGUCCUGUGUUUACCAGUUUAUGACUUGCACAUGCAAGAGUGCACAUCUCCAGAGUAGGCAGCUUCAAGCUGGCCUUCAAAAUCGAGUGAAUCUCACCAAGGUACCCCUUCCUUUUCUGCUGCAGCCCCACAGGACAUGGAACAGAGCGGAAGAUGUGCUCAGUUUGGGUUCAGGUGCUGCUCUGUCUCUGCUCAGAAGGCAGCCUCUUUUAUAGGAGGUUUUGGCCAAAUUCAGAGUUUUUAUGUUGUGCGUACACAUGUAGAGACAUGCACAGCAUGAGUGUGCAGCUGGUGUGAGCCUCCAGACAGACAGCCUGACCCAGGUCACAUUCCAUCUAGGGAUGGGCCAGGCAGAUUUUCAAGUACAAAACUUCAGAAGCAGAGACACAGGGGAGGCUCUGUUACACCCUAGAGCUGACUCUCACAAGAUGAGGGAGAAAUAACACCUGCAUGGAGCAUGAGCUGUUCUAAGAGAAUGCCUAACUACACGGGGGAGGGGGGUUUAAAAAGUACUCCCCCCACACACUGUUAGUUUGGGGAAGUGAAGAAAAUUCCAUCAGAAAGCAAUAUCCUAGGAGGGAUGGAUGUAGAAGCGAUACCAGAACCUAGCUCUGGCCAUGGUUCACUUCCGUUUAUGAACAUGAAAUCAGAGAACUAAGUGACUGUCAUGCUGCUGCUGAUGUCUUACUGGCAAUCCUUUGUCUUCCAGGGAGAGGCUCCUUCAAGGUGGUAUCCUGCUGCUGUUCCCCAUGGCCUUGGCCAAGCAAAGCCCCUUUAGAGCAGGCACUGCCAUGCUAUUAGCUGGCCUGGCUCACUUGGCUCUCCACCUUUUUGUGCCUUUCAUGCGCCCCCCCUUUUUCUUAAAUUUUGAUUAGUGACUUGUAAGAGGGAAAGGUGUUCCCUGGUGUGCUGGCUCUGUCACCCACCAGCUCAGCCCUGUUCCCUUCAAAGGGCUAGUACAUUAUGGGGAUGGCCACUUGCCUGCCACCAACCAAACUAACAUGGCAGGAGGCAAAAACCGCUGACUUUGAAUGGCCAAGCAUUGCAUUUUUUUCUAAAGAAAAUGAAAAGGAUCCUCUCUGUAACUCACAACUUCAUCAGUAUGAAGAACUCGCUCUGUUCUGCCUGCAUCUGCAUCUGGGGUACUUGGCCACGCCCUACGGGAUGGGAGGGAUCCAACAUCAUUUUGUGACACCCCACCCCAGGAGCCCUUUAGCACUAGAAGCCCCAGUUCCUCUUCAGAUGCUGUUUCACCUCAGUGGGCUGUACUAUGCUCUGUACUUCCUAGCUACAUUCCUGAUGAUUGCAUAUAAAAGUCAGGUUUUCAGCUAUCCUUGUAACUGUCUGGUCCUGGAUCUGGUUCUUUUGCUUCUGAUGGGGAUUCUCGAAGUAGCUCGGCUAUACCUAGGCACAAAAGGCAACCUGACAGAGACUGAAGUGCCACUGGCAGCCAGCCUGGCAUUCACGGCAGUCAGUGGUCUCCUUUCUGUUCACUUCUUGCUCUGGCAGACCUUGGUGCUGUGGUUGGACUCAGUCCUCAGCACCAUUCUCCUGGUGUUGCAUGGGCUGGAGGCUGGAUUGCAGGUGGUGGUCAUUGCUGACUUCAUCAGGUAGACAGACCAGCAUAACCUACACAGCAGUGCUCCUCGGCCUCCAGCCAUCUCCUUUGCUCCCAGACACAAAGGGUAUUUUUUUUUUUUUUUUGGAUUGAUUGUCUAUAGAUGGGUUUAGAUGGCUUAUAAAUCUUUUUUAGUUAGGUGGGUACAGGAACCAGGGAGGGAAAAACUGUUAGGAGCCUAGAUGUUGAAGAUAACCAUCAUGGACAGUCAGUCCCAGAGAUGUCCACUCAUCUGGGGUUCUGGCUGUAGCAACAGGACCACCAGUGAUGGCCAGGCCAGUGGAAGAAGGCAAAGCCUUUCAGGAAGUCAACAGCUGGGGGCAGCCCAGCAGCUCCACCCUGUCUCAGCCCCAGAAAUGCAGCAUCCUGGCAGGAGGACGUGGCUGUGUUGGUGUGUCACAAGUGUUUUCUCACACAGGAAUUACUGACUUCCGUGCUUCCCACACUGGCCCUGGUUCUUGUUCUGAGAACCUGCUGUACUCUGUUCCCAGGCCUGGAAUCCCUCUGGAGCUUCAGGUUGGCUGGCCUUGUGUUCCAGUGUCCCCACAAGUGGACUCCCUGAAUAAAACUGUUUGGUUUCCAAAAGGAAA
Cricetulus griseus (Chinese hamster) is the source of this 2804-nucleotide messenger RNA. NCBI's taxonomy places the organism in Eukaryota, Metazoa, Chordata, Mammalia, Rodentia, Cricetidae. The record is from RefSeq and is a predicted model, not a curated record.